GUGAUACUUUAGAACAUCGGGCAGAGGGAGGAGCAGCUCACGGACUUCCCUAAAAACAUAUGUUCUCCAGCAGCAGGCUGUUGAAACUCGUUCUGCUGUUUUKAUUCUCUGUUACUCACAGGACAGAGGUCGGCUCGACCCCACGGUAAGCUAGUUUCGCUUUUCUCCCGUUGAGGAGCGGCCACGCUGCAGAUGGAAACGGACCGUCUGCUGGCCGGGAACAAUGACCGAGACAACGGGGAUAGUUAUAGCUGCGGGUCGGGAGCGAGGAACGGAGGAGGAGGAGGUCGAGGCAGCAGGAGGAUGUCGUACUCUGUGGCCGAGAGCUCGUGCAGCUGCGACAGGAGCUCAGAUGACGCCAGCCUCUACAUUCAACAAGCAGUUGUGUUCAUUGAGGAUGCCGUCCAUUACCGGUCCAUCAACCACCGGGUGGACGCUCAGUCUCUCCGCCUGUACCGAUGGUACUACUCCAGGAUAUGCCAGUGGCUCUUGGGGAUCAUCAUAGCAGUCGUGUUGCUGCUGGCCUUUGUGGAGCGUCCGUCGUCUCUGUCCAUCUCUUCAGACCCCCGCCACAGAUCUGUGGCCUGGGAGCCCCCCUGCGGUUUCACCGAAACCAUUGAGAUGAUCUGCCUCAUCGUCUUCACUCUUGAUCUUGCCRUCAAGAGCUACUUGAUCGGCUGGGAGGAGUUCAGGAAAAGCAAAUGGCUGAUCAGCUUCACCAUCGUCAUUUGUGUCUCCGUCAUCGACUGGAUGUUGUCUAUCAGCAUGCUGUGUGAUGAGAAACUGAGGGUACGGCGGCUUCUGCGGCCGUUCUUUUUGCUGCAGAACUCCUCUCUGAUGAAAAAGACACUGAAGUGCAUCAAGAGGACUCUGCCUGAGAUUGCCAGUGUUAUACUGCUGCUGGCUCUACACCUCUGCCUCUUCACCAUGAUCGGCAUGCUGCUGUUCGCCAAAACUGAAGAUUCCAAGAAAAACGGGGAGUGGGAGUUACAUUUCAGGGACAUGCCCAGUUCUCUAACCUCUCUGCUGGUGCUGCUGACCACAGCCAACAACCCCGAUGUGAUGAUCCCUGCCUAUUCCCUUAACAGAGGCUACGCCAUUUUCUUUAUCACCUUCAGUGUCAUCGGAACCUACUGUCUGAUGAACCUGCUGACCGCCAUCAUCUACAACCAGUUCAGAGGAUAUUUACUGAUGUCCGUUCAGACGUCCAUCAUCAGGAGAAGGCUGGGGGUCCGAGCAGCUUUCCAGGUCCUCAGCUGUCAGAGAGGUCAUGCAAGUACUCAGAGGCGCAGCGCUACGCAGACGUGGGCUACGUGGAUCGGCAGCAGUUUAAGCACAUUUUUGAUGAACUGGAUAAAGAUUGUAUUAAAGAGCACCCUCCUCUUCCUCAGUACUCGUCACCAGUCCUGCAGAGGCUGCAGGUGGUCUUCAGUCACUACUACCUCACUGUGCUUGGUAACGCAGUGGCACUCGCUAAUGUCAUGUGCAUCUGUACGAUCCUGGUGUUGAAUUCUGAGAAGUCAACAGCAGAGAGAGACAACUACGUCUUAGAGGUCACCAACUUGUGCUUCAUCCUCUACUACCUGUUUGAAAUGUCUGCCAAGAUCUUUGCCUUUGGGUGGAGAGGUUACCUGUCGUACAGGAACAACAUCUUUGAUGGUUUUCUCACUCUUCUGUUGUUGGUCCUUCAGAUCUCCAUAUUUAUCAGCUACAGGCUUCCCUAUUCACCCUGGGACCCCUCUUCUCGCGGUGCACUGUCUCUGUGGGAGAUGAUCCGCUUGGUCAACAUGCUGAUCGUGUUUCGCUUCCUGCGCAUCAUUCCAGACAUUAAGCUCAUGGCUCUGGUUGCGAGCACGCUGCUGGAUCURGUGAAGAACCUGCGGGCGUUUGCCGGAGUGCUGGUGGUUGUGUACUACGUGUUUGCUGUGUUUGGAAUCUGGCUGUUYGAGGGAGCAAUAAAACCUCCUCCAGACAUGAGGCUGCACUCGUUUUGCUCUACGAUGUGAUGAUAGUCAACAACUGGCAGGCCUUCAUUGAGGCCUACAGCCGAUACACAACAGAAUGGUCCAAGAUCUACUUUGUAUGUUGGUGGCUCACCUCCUCUGUCAUGUGGGUCAACUUGUUCGUGGCGCUCAUCUUAGAGAACUUCAUCUACAAGUGGGACCGCAGCCACAGCUGCUCUGUGACAGACGUGGAGAAGAUCCGAUACGAAACCUCUGUUCAGUUCAUGUUCAAAGAACAGAUCCAAGAACCGACAGAAGAGGAGUUACUUUGUCAGCUCCACCAGCACCCCCACCUGCACAUACAGUGGUGACCCCGACGUGAUGAGCAGCAAGAGAAGCACAGAGAGGAUUCUGGUGCUUGUCUUUUGCCAAUAUGUUACUGAACAAGUAGAAAGCACUUUUUUUCAUGAUUUGUUAUGUUUUUGUUUUUGUUUUCUGAGCAAAACCAUUGUGGCCUGCCAGACACAGCWUUCAGUGGGAGAAUCUCUGGAAAUCUGUCUCACGGUCAAACUACAAAAAGCUUCGUCUGGUUUUAAAUCCAGAAAUYGUUGAGUCAAACUUUUUAAUGCCAACAAGUUUUUAUCAUGAAGCACAGGACUUAAAAUCAUUUCAGAGCUUAAAGCACAGCGCCUUAAAUCACAAAUGUGUCUCAGCACUGAAACAACUCUUUUUACAUUCAUUUAAUUUUAUUUUAGAUCUUAUGUUUUGCAGCACAAGUCUGCAAAGCAGCAUUUGAGCAGAGUGUUUGUCUCUGCCUACAGUACUGUAUUUACAGGUUCUAUUUACUGAUUCAAACAUGUUUGAUAACCUGGAACUGAGAAACCCAAAUUCAACAUUUAAUUUGGCACAUGCAGUAAUUGUCUAUGUGGGAUAGGAGGUACUUUUACAUAAUUAUUUAAUCAUCAAUCCGGAACAUUUUCCUACCAGUUAAUCAUGGAGGAAGUUGUUGUUUGAGGGACUUUCAGAGGACGCUGUGAGUUUUAUUGAGAUAGCAAAGAAGGAGGAAGUCUUUUCUCACCAGGAAAUGUGCUUCACUUGAAAUGAAAACUUUCCUUGRCAUUCUGGCGGUGGAUAAUCGUGCGACAAACCCCGCCGUGAUUUAUUAAAAAAUCAGUUCAGAUUCUGUCUGGAUCUUUGAACAUGUGCUUUGUACCAACGUCACUCUUAUGAUAUUUAAAGGGUUAAAAAAGGGAAACUCUCACUUCUUUGUGACAUUUAUUUGAAAAAGAAUUACUUCAGGUGUUUUUUAAAAAGAAAAUUAACUUCAAAUGUUUUUAUUUUUUGAA
Molecule: messenger RNA, 3289 nt
Organism: Austrofundulus limnaeus
Lineage: Eukaryota; Metazoa; Chordata; Actinopteri; Cyprinodontiformes; Rivulidae
Gene: tpcn2
Product: two pore segment channel 2
Biological process (GO): transmembrane transport; endocytosis involved in viral entry into host cell; monoatomic ion transport
Cellular component (GO): lysosomal membrane
Molecular function (GO): intracellularly phosphatidylinositol-3,5-bisphosphate-gated monatomic cation channel activity; voltage-gated channel activity; ligand-gated sodium channel activity
Source: RefSeq, a predicted model, not a curated record